CUGUGAGUAGAGCAACCGAAAGUAGAGCAACCAACACAGUCAGCCACUCUCGACGGCACCGUCUUUGGGAGACCAGAAACCCGAUCACGGUGCACCUUAUGCAAUCAAUGCAUCAAUGUGCAGAAUGCGCACAUCGCAUCAACCCUCUGCAAGCGCAAUAAUCCAAGAUCCGCCAACGACAAUUGAAGGACUGACCCAACAAUCAAGACAGGAGGCAGACGAAGGUAGGUUAAUCAUAAUAAAUAUACACACUAUAUCAGCGAUGAAAUAAGGGUGGAAGGAUGAUCGGAAAUGACCAGAUGAAGCGUGGUGAAGAAAGACCCAAAAGGGUGGGAAGAAUGCGAAAGAGUGGGAGCAAAAGGUAGGGAGAAGAAGAGGGACAAGAAAACAGAGAGACGGGGAGGUGGUACGUGGUACAGGAGAACACGAAGAGGAGAACAUCAGUUGCCGUGACCGAGAGAGCCAUGGAGCGCGUGAUCACCAUCAUGGGAGAGUUGGGCAAGAAUAGCAGCAGCAGCAGCAGCAGUCGCAGUCGGAGUGGGAGUCGCAGAUACACUGGCAGCGCAUUAUCGCAAUCAGACCAGAACAGCGAAAUAUCAACUCGCAGUGCUACAUUCGCAUCACUCUCCCAAAAACCUUAUCAAUUGAUUGAUUAUUUUCCGCCCGGCGAAUGCUAAUUUAUGAUUGGCUGGUUGGGCAGUGCACCUCGCGGAUCAAUUGGCACGUCACAUGCGAGGUAUAAACAUCCGCUGGCUCCCCUCCCCGCGCGCUGGCCCAACACGCCCAUACCACUGCUACUGCUACUAUUUCUUCUUCUACUUCUUGUGAUCCUCCUCUCUUGACAGUCUCUUCUGUUGCCAGUCUACUCUACUCAUCUCACAUUCAUCCACCAACUUACACAACCUCACUUGUCCACGUCGCCAUGCCUCCCAAGAAAGCUGCCACCGCCGCCGCUCCGGCCAAGGACACAAAGGAGAAGAAGCCUGCUGCCGCGCCGGCCCAUGCCUCUUACAAAGACAUGAUCAAGGAGGCCAUCCUCAACUUGAAAGAGCGCAACGGAAGCAGCCGACAAGCUAUCAAGAAGUAUGUCAAGGCAAACAACAAUAUCACCGUCACUUCCGAGACCCAAUUCGACUCGCUCUUCAACAAGGCCUUGAAGUCCGGUGUUGAGAAGGGCGACUUCACACAGCCAAAGGGCCCCUCUGGUCCCGUCAAGCUGGCAAAGAAGGAAGCCAAGCCUGCUGCGAAGCCUGCCGCGGUCAAGAAGGCACCCAAGGACACCAAAGACGCUAAAGACGCGAAGCCCAAAGCAACCAAGGCCAAGGCCACGACCACCAAGACCAAGUCUGCUACUGCUACCGGCACCACUGCCGCCGCCAAGCCCAAGAAGGCCGCUGCCCCGAAGAAGGCGACCGCCGCCAAACCCAAGGCCAACACGGCGACGAAGCGAGCUCCCAAGACCAAGACCAAGACUGAAGCUCCCGCUCCUGCUGUCCAGGAUGUUCCAACAGAACUUAAGAAGACCAAGUCCGGCCGAGUCAGCAAACAGAAGACCACCACUGGAGCCACCAAAAAGGCCGCGCCCAAGAAAUCCGCCGCAGCCGCCAAGAAGGCCACCCCUAAGAAGGCAACGCCCAAGAAGACCGAGGCCGCCGCUGCCGAGUGAAAAGGUCAUUGACUCUUGCAGCUGAUCGUGGCUCUCUGGCGGUUCGUUCCUGACGAGCUACCCACAGCCAUAUCGCCGUUAUGACUUGAUGUGUCUUGCGUGUCUCUUAUUUUUGUGCUCUGUAUGUCUAUCACUCUGCUUUUUUGCUGUCACCAGAAUCGUCAUUAUCUGGAGAGGUGGUUAUGGCCGGGUUCCGGAUCCAUCGGAUUGCGACCAACGGGGUGUAAGGCGUCAAAGGAGAACGGAUUCCGUCGAUGAUACCCCAAACGCAAGGCCAACGCGUGGCAAAGAUCACUUUGUCGGCGUCGCCGUGGUCGUCCUGUUCUGCGCCACUGCAUCGCCCCCGACUACCUACCUCAUCCACAUGGCGCAAAUACCGGUCCGGGAAGUUGAGCUGGAUGCUGUUUUCGCUUGGGGUUGGGAUGGGAUGGGAAAGGUUACAUAUUAGGCGUUUCUUCAUGCUCUUUUUUCCGUCAUUGUUGCCUUUCAGUGGCUGGGCUCAGGCGUGGAUGUUAUGAAUGGAUGGCUGGUUGGGUGGACGGAUGCAACGCGAUGGCAUGGAAUGAGAGGACCCCAGCAUCUGACUGGCGGCGACGCUGGACUGGGGAUGCGAGACAUAGGGGACUUUCAAGCUGUAGAUCCGGGAGCUGCUGCUCUCUGCCAAACUCAAACUCGAUCAGCUUGUGUGCAGUGGUCCAAAAGCGCUGGCUACCUGACGAUGGCAGUGCUGAAAGCAAUGCUGCAUCCUACCACUACAUACCAGAAAGAAAGCAGGUUUGUAAACACUGCAAACAGUCUGUAUCUGUGUAUCAACAUGACCUGCCGACCUGAACAUAAUAAGUGGCCCACCUCCUGGGCGAUCUGAGUCCAAGACCGCAUGCCUCCUCUACUGCAAACCUCAGGCUCUUUCCUACCAAGGCACUGCACUGUAGACCUGUUCUAUUAGUACCAGGCAUUUCAAUCAUAAUGGUCAAAACUUACGUCCUCC
Messenger RNA from Exophiala dermatitidis NIH/UT8656, 2654 nucleotides. Its product is annotated as histone H1/5. Gene Ontology annotation, molecular function: DNA binding; structural constituent of chromatin. Gene Ontology annotation, cellular component: nucleosome. Gene Ontology annotation, biological process: nucleosome assembly. NCBI's taxonomy places the organism in Eukaryota, Fungi, Ascomycota, Eurotiomycetes, Chaetothyriales, Herpotrichiellaceae. The transcript has 7 exons. The record is from RefSeq and is a predicted model, not a curated record. The coding region runs from base 923 to 1666 and encodes 247 amino acids.